GGUAACGGUAACAAAACCGUCGAUCUAUGCCCGGAGAGAGAACCGCUGACACUGGCGUGACUCGGGAUUCCGGAUUUCGAUUCUGCUCUGGACGGCGCCGGGCGGUACCACGUGUGUAGGUGCCUUGAUGUAUAAGAGUAUCUGGCGCGCUCCGCUGGCAGCUGGAUUUAAAGAGCGUAGGUAUCCGUACAGGAGCGCGUCCAAGCCAAGGUGACCCCGCAUCAACACAGCUUCCUCACCGACCAUCCCUGUUUCCAAAGCGAACUUCGACCUCACCACCAACCAAGCGAGCCAAGCUAGCUGAGCUCUUCAGCAGACCUGACACCCGGUGCUAUCCUGACUUGAGCGAUUCGGGACAGAUUCAAUCAACCCAUGCGCGAGCCGACGAAUACCAAACACUAGACACAGACAAGCCGCAUGCAAUGUCGGCACCCGGCGCGCCAGAUUCGACAUUGCGAGGUGUGUCUGGGAGCAUGGCUGGGAGCUCCCAGACCUCGCUGAGUGCGACGCUUUCAUCACCCCAGACCGGCGCUCCCAAACCCAACCACAACCACAUGCACCCCCAUCGCCAGAGCUUCGCCGAGAACCAGCGGCAUCCUCCCCCAUCGCCCCGCAGCCAGCGACAUCCGUCCUUCACACAGCAGGCUAUUCAAGACCUCGUGAACCACCCGCCUCCCAAUCGGCAUCCUAAUCCCCGAUAUUCUGGGAGGGACUGGCGAGACGUUGCGCUGGGGGAGCUGGCCGUUCCAGAAGAUGUCAGGUGGGCCAGCAUGGACGAUAGUGUCCAGAGUGCCACAUUUACCCUCAUAAAAAACAACCCGACCAAUGUUGUGCUGGUUCGCGAAAGUCCCGAAUCCAGGACGGCAGUCACGACGUUCGAUUAUAACGACCUGAACGCGUAUUUGCUAGUUGUUGUAGGACUCGCAAAGCCCGAGGACGAAGACGUGGGUCUGUAUACUGAGAUUUCGAGGAAAGCCCAGGCUCAGGAGGACAUUGCGUUGCACCAGAUCCAAUCGCUGUGUCAGAAAGAGGAAUUGGUGGUUUUGCCGGCCGAGGCAACUCUCGACAAGGCCGUUGAGUCGUUUGGAGGCGGGGUUCAUCGGAUUCUGAUCGUCAACCAGGCGGGCGACGUCAUUGGGGUGCUCACCCAGCUACGCCUUGUCGAGUUCUUUUGGAACGAGGCCGUCAACUUUCCGGUUAUUGACCGGUUAUAUGGCAGCCUUCUCCGGGAUCUCGGAAUCGGCACGCACCAGAUCAUCGCCAUCAACAUCGACGCUCCUCUAGCCGACGCCCUCUUGUUGAUGCACAACGAGGGGCUGACAUCGGUUGCCGUCGUCGAUCAGGGGCUCAACGUCGUAGGCAACAUAUCAACCGCUGACGUCAGGCAUUUGACGAGCGCCGCCAGCCUACCGCUUCUCAAGGACACGUGCAUGCACUUCAUCAGCGUGAUCCUCCACGAACGUGGCGUCGAGCACGGCCGGGACUCGUUUCCCGUCUUCCACGUCAACCCUUACUCGACGCUCGGGCACACCGUCGCCAAACUCGUCGCUACCAAGUCCCACCGCAUGUGGGUUGUUGAGUCGGCCUCUCCGUCACCGAGCGCGCCGGCAACGCCCCUACUGCAGCCAAGCAACCCCGCGGCUACGACUGCUGCCGCACCUCCACCUACCUCUGGCGGAACCGGCGGCGGAACAACUUCGCCGCCGCCCACCGUCAUCAUCCCUCCGUUGAGCAGCUCCUCGACGCCGCAGUCUCCGCUUCCGGGCCAAAACUUUGCCGGUGUGCCCGGCGGCAUGCCCGGUGCGCGGCUUUCGGGCCGCCUGACGGGCGUCGUGUCCAUGACCGACAUACUGAACCUGUUUGCCAGGUCGAGCGGCCUCCGCCCUUCAGACCCCUCGGAGCAGCGGGCGCGGAGGAGACGCAGCUCGAGCGCCUCGGUGCGGCCUAGCAUCGACAGCGCCCGGGCUAGCGUUGACUUUAGGAGGUAAAAAACCUCGGUUGGGGGAAUACGUGGGAACCGGGACACACAAUCAGUAAUCCAUAUACACGUACUCGUCGGCUUCUGAGGGCUCAGAGGCCGCGUAGAGCUACUCUGGUCCUCAUUGAGGAUACAUAUCACUCCCUCGAAAGGCGUUGGUUGGGUGAUAGGCGUGGCAUGGUUGCGGCAUUGUCAUUCAGGGGUUCUUUUUGCGCGUCGGAUGCUUCAGCAUAGGCCUCAUUCCACUCAUAGGAUGGAUUCCAAAUCAUCAAUCACCUCAGAGAGCGAGCGUAGGUUACAGUAGGUGGCCAAGCACCACCACUUCGAGAAUGCCAUAUUCUUUGUCUUUGGACAAA
This is a messenger RNA of Canariomyces notabilis, 2334 nucleotides long. RefSeq lists its product as uncharacterized. The transcript has 4 exons. Lineage: Eukaryota; Fungi; Ascomycota; Sordariomycetes; Sordariales; Chaetomiaceae. The coding region runs from base 423 to 1988 and encodes 521 amino acids. Gene Ontology annotation, biological process: cellular response to glucose starvation; regulation of mitotic metaphase/anaphase transition. The record is from RefSeq and is a predicted model, not a curated record. Gene Ontology annotation, molecular function: protein serine/threonine phosphatase inhibitor activity.